AUGAACAAUAAAGCUACUAAUCUGGCGAAUGUGUAUAAAAUUUUAAAGAAGUAUAGCAGCCCCGCAUCAUUCUACUUAAUCCGGGGGAUCGGGCUAUUAUUUCCCUUGGAAGUUGAUACUGCGGUUAUUCACCCCAGAAAAAAAUAA
Molecule: messenger RNA, 147 nt
Organism: Vairimorpha ceranae
Lineage: Eukaryota; Fungi; Microsporidia; Nosematidae
Exons: 1
Coding region: 1-147 (48 amino acids)
Source: RefSeq, a predicted model, not a curated record